This is a messenger RNA of Drosophila busckii, 999 nucleotides long. RefSeq names its product glycoprotein-N-acetylgalactosamine 3-beta-galactosyltransferase 1. Gene Ontology annotation, molecular function: N-acetylgalactosaminide beta-1,3-galactosyltransferase activity. Gene Ontology annotation, cellular component: membrane. The coding region runs from base 1 to 999 and encodes 332 amino acids. Lineage: Eukaryota; Metazoa; Arthropoda; Insecta; Diptera; Drosophilidae. The record is from RefSeq and is a predicted model, not a curated record. The transcript is spliced from 3 exons.
AUGAGACUGCGUUUGGUAUUUGCUCUAAUUGUGGGCGUGGCUGCUGGCUACUGCCUGGCACAGCGUUCCUGGUUUACAGUGCCUCAAAGCGUUUGCUACAACUGCACGGAAAAUGCACAAAACCAAAGCAAUGUGUCAAUAACGAGUGACAAUCAAACGACGCUGGCGGAUCAGUUGGCCAAAGAGGUGCGCGUACUUUGCUGGAUCAUGACCAGUCCAAAGAAUCAUGACACCAAAGCUUUGGCUGUUAAACGCACCUGGGGCAAGCGUUGCAACAAGCUGCUGUUCAUGAGCUCAGUGGAUAACGAAUAUGAGGACACCAUAACAUUGCAAACUGAAGGCGGACGCGACAAUCUGUGGGGCAGAACUAAAGCAGCCUUCAAGUAUGUCUAUGAGCAUCACUUCGAUGAAGCCGAUUGGUUUCUCAAAGCUGAUGAUGAUACCUAUACAAUAAUUGAGAAUCUGCGUUAUAUGCUUUAUUCACACGAUGCCGCAACGCCAAUUUAUUUUGGCCACAAGUUUAAGCCACUUGUGCAGCAGGGCUACAUGUCUGGCGGUGCUGGCUAUGUGCUCAGCCGUGAGGCUGUCCGUCGCUUUGUAGUUGAAGCGCUGCCCAAUCCCAAGCUAUGUAAGCAGCAUAAUGGAGGCGUUGAGGAUGCUGCGCUAGGCAAAUGUUUGCAGAAUGUUAAGGUAGUGGCUGGCGAUUCGCGUGAUGGCAAGGGGCGUGGUCGCUUCUUUCCGUUUAUUCCGCAGGAUCAUGUAUAUCCUUACCAUGACAAUACCUGGUACUGGGAAUAUCAAUAUUAUAAAUCAAAAGAUGGCCCCAACUUAAUGUCAGACUAUCCUAUAUCAUUUCAUUAUAUUCCACCUAGGAAAAUGUAUACGCUCGAAUAUUUGAUAUACAAACUAAAGAUAUUUGGCAUCAAGUCGCCGGUAGAGACUUUGCAAAAAGCGUUGCCAAUAACAAAUGAGUCGACCUCAAACACUUCUGAAGCUUAA